AUGGCCGACCUCUGUUCUAGAGCAACACGUUCCCACCUCGCAAGCACGGCAGAUACGCGGACCGGCGCUCUGUAUGCGGGCAGAAUCGCCGUCAACAUGAUCAACAUCGCAGUCCAACCUCCUACCCAGGUCCAAGCAGGUGCGGUUCUCUACCCGCCGCUUGUCCUGAGCUCCGAAAGUGACGCCGCCUACGAUUUCGUCCAAGUCAUCCUGCUCGAUCCCUAUGGCCACGUGCUCGAAGAUCAGCUCUACGGCACCCUUUCGACAUCCAAGAAGGCUCUGGAAGAUGGGACCGUCGGCGGAAGCAGCCAGUGUCUGGAGUUUGCGGUUUUCCCCGACCUGACUCUGAGUUAUUCUGGGAGCUAUACACUUCGUGUAAAUGCGAUUCGCAUGGACUAUAGCUGCCCUGAUGGACCAGCCGCUGUCAUCGUCAUGUCGGUCACGACUCGCGAGAUUUACGUCUAUGAUCAGCGCGUGGCGUCGGAAAUUCCUUCCAGCGAAGAGAAGACCCUACUGAGCAGACUGCGCCGCAGUCGUGGUUUUGGCGUUCCUCGUCCGCCAGGCCGGAGAUAG
Molecule: messenger RNA, 573 nt
Organism: Anthostomella pinea
Lineage: Eukaryota; Fungi; Ascomycota; Sordariomycetes; Xylariales; Xylariaceae
Source: the annotation of a GenBank genome assembly